UUUGUCCGCAACACUGUGUUGAUUGGGUUUUUGAGAUCUGUAGUGGAGCCAAUCAGAAGGGAACCGGACAACGGAGAAACGGUGAGGGGGAAGAUGGAGCAGUACACAACUACAAGUGGGGACCAAAUUGUGGUGCAGACUGCUAAUGGGCAGAUCCAGCAACAGGCUCAGGGCACUGUAACAGCAGUACAACUGCAGACAGAAGCAUCUGUCGCUACGGCAACGGGCCAGCAAGUACAGACACUCCAGGUACUCCAGGGCCAACCCCUUAUGGUGCAGGUGAGUGGUGGGCAGCUGAUUACAUCCUCAGGUCAGCCCAUCAUGGUACAGGCCAUGUCAGGUGGUCAGGGGCAGACCAUCAUGCAGGUGCCUGUUUCUGGAGCUCAGGGCCUUCAACAGAUCCAGUUGGUUCAGCCGGGUCAGAUACAGUUGCAGGGAGGUCAAACUCUGCAGCUACAGGGUCAGCAGGGUCAGGCUCAACAGAUCAUCAUACAGCAACCUCAGACAGCCAUCUCCACAGGCCAGAGCCAGGGGCAGCAGAUCACAGUUCAAGGACAGCAGGUUGCCCAGACAGCUGACGGACAAACUAUUGUAUACCAGCCUGUGAAUGCUGAUGGCACAGUUCUGCAGCAGGGCAUGAUCACUAUCCCAGCAGGAAGUCUGGCGGGAACUCAAAUCGUCCAGGCGGGGGGCGCUAACACGUCCACCACCAACAGCGGUCAGGGCACAGUCACUGUUACCCUGCCAGUAGCCGGCAACAUGGUGAACACUGGGGGAAUGGUCAUGGUAAGACCUUCUGAUGAGAUGAUGCCAGGUGGAGGCACUGUACCGACCAUACAAAGAAUCCCUCUCCCAGGGGCCGAAAUGCUUGAAGAGGAGCCGCUUUACGUAAAUGCCAAACAAUACCACCGUAUCUUAAAGAGACGUCAAGCCAGAGCCAAGCUGGAGGCAGAGGGCAAAAUCCCUAAGGAAAGAAGGAAAUACCUUCACGAGUCACGUCACAAGCACGCCAUGCAGCGAAAGCGCGGCGAUGGGGGGCGUUUCUUUUCGCCUAAAGAGAGAGAAGAAAUGGCCUUGGCCAUGCAGGUGAGAGCGCAGGGCCAUGUCAAGGAAGAAGACCAUCACAACGCCACUGAAUUCAUGAACUCGCAUUGGCUGCCCGAGCACACCCCACCCCUUGCAUAGAUGCUCAUCUCUGCUUUCAUUGAACUCUUCGGUUCUUCCUGCUGUGAUUUUCUCUCAUUGGCUGCUCUUGCAUUGGAUGACCUUUUGCUUGGCUGCUCUAUGCUUAUUGGUGUCCUGAGUCCGUGUGUUUUGUGAUUGUUAAAGCAUUGUUCAUAGUUAAGUGUUUGCACGUGAACGUCUCAGCCAUGUGGUGGUCUGUAUAAAGUGUGUGGUGUGUCUGUCUAUUUUUAAAUCUGCUGUAUUUAACAAGAACAAGAGAUGAUCACGCUCCCGUCUUUAUAUAAUCAGAAUGAAAUGUUCUUUAACAUCUGAUCUUCACAUGGCUUGUCUGAUAUUCCUCCGCAUACAACUGAUACAGCUCAUGUGCACUUCAAAGCACUGUUAUUAUGAACAAAGUACAGCAGGUUAAACAAAGCAUGAACACGUUUCAGUUUUUGUGAAAUCACUGCAUGCCUGAAAAGAAGAUAAUGAAUUUGAGGGACCAGUUUAUAAGAAAUGUAUGCCUUUUGAAUAUUUUUUUUAUUUUGUUGUCAUUCAUUUUAUCUUCUAAUUACAUUUUUAUUGACUCACUUUUGCUUUUUUAUUUUGCUGGAUGGAUGCUUGUGCUAUCCCUUGCCUUGCUUUUCCUGCAUAUGCAUCUUGGUUCAUGUUUGUCACAUAUUGUGAUUGUUUUUUUAAUAUGUGAAUAUUGUAAUUCAGUAAAUAUGACUGACUUCCAGACUUUUACAAGGGAAGCAACAUAAUUUGCAACCAAAUUAAACCAUGCUUCACUGUGGAUCUUUCUUUUGUUUUGUGCAUGUUGUAUUUGUUUAUCAGAUCUUACCACUUUUUGGUUACUAAGAGUAAUAUACAAAAAACAAUUUCAUUAGAGCAAGACAGGCAGACGCUGUUUUUGUUAAUGUUAGGUAGUUGUGUAGGUCAAAGUCUGAAUGGCAAAAUGAGACAGCUUGGUAAACAUAAACCUUUCUAUCCUUAACUUAGUUAUUCUUGGUUAUUCAGUGGCAUGCUAUAAAUCAUGCUGUCUCAAACUCUGUGCAGACAGGUAUGAAAUACUUGUUUGUGAAAUGUGUUGUCGAGGUGCUGAGUGAAGCAUAUCUGAAAU
Paramisgurnus dabryanus is the source of this 2287-nucleotide messenger RNA. RefSeq names its product nuclear transcription factor Y, alpha, like (gene nfyal). Gene Ontology annotation, molecular function: DNA binding; DNA-binding transcription factor activity. Gene Ontology annotation, cellular component: CCAAT-binding factor complex. Lineage: Eukaryota; Metazoa; Chordata; Actinopteri; Cypriniformes; Cobitidae. Gene Ontology annotation, biological process: regulation of DNA-templated transcription. The record is from RefSeq and is a predicted model, not a curated record.